AUGCACAUGGUGGAAGCAAUGGAUGAGGGAAAACAUAAAUCCAGGAAAGAAAACCAUGAGGUGAAAGAUGGGGAUUCUAAGAGGAGUCACCGUGACCGUGAUAGAAUUGGAGAAAGGGGCAAGGAUAAAAAUGAUGGGAGGCACAGGGAUAGGGAGAAGAGGGAUCGGGAGUCCCGGAGACAUGAAAGAGAGAGGAGUACUGACUCUGAAGACAAGUAUGAUAGAGAUAGGGAUAAGCGCAGAGAUAAAGAUAAGGAUGUGGACAGAGAAAGAGGUCGAGAGAAGAAAAGGGAAAGGGACAGGGAUAGGGAAGACAGGGAGAGGACAGACAGAGUAAGGGAAAAAGAAAAAGAGAGGGAAAGAAAAGAGGAUAAGGAGAGGAUUAGAGAAAGGGAAAGGAGGGAUCAUGAGAGAGAGAAGGAAAGAGAAAGAGAAAGGGGGAGGAGAGCACGAGAGAGGGAGAAACGGAGGGAAGUUGAUAGUGAUUACAGUGAUGGUGAAUCUAGGGAGAGGGAUAGAAAGCGGCAUAGGAAAGAGGAUGGUGAUUACAAGAAGAGAGAGAGGGAAAGGAGUGUCAGCAAGCCAAGCAGGCAAUCUGAGGAACAUGAAGGAAGCCCAAGAAAAAAGAGUGUCGGAGAUGAUUCAGAUACCAAAGAUGGUGAGAGAAAACCUACCCGCGAAGAGGAGAUGGAAAAUGAACAAAAGAGGUUGGAUGAGGAAAUGGAAAAACGGAGGAGGAGAGUUCAAGAGUGGCAAGAACUAAGGAGGAAGAAAGAAGAAGCAGAAAGAGAAAAGCAUGGUGAAGUAAGUGCUAAUGAACCUGAGUCUGGAAAGACCUGGACGCUAGAAGGGGAAUCUGAUGAUGAAGAAGGACCAGGUACUGGGAAGCAUGAUACUGGUAUGGAUGUAGAUGCAGAUGAAAAACCUGCUGAUGUGGAACCCAAGGAUGCGAUGGUGGUAGACACUGAUAAUGAGACAAUUGCAUCUGAUUUACAGGAUGGAACUGCUGGUACGCCUGAAGAUGAGGAAAUAGAUCCAUUGGAUGCUUUCAUGAAUUCUAUGGUUCUACCUGAAGUUGAAAAGCUGAACAAUGCUGUGACAUCCGUAAUUUCUGAUAAAGCCAUUGACAUAAAAGCGAAAGAUAAAGGGUAUGAGCAAAGUCGUGGUGCACAGUCAAGGAAAGCUUCAACUAUUGGCAGAAUAAUUCCUGGUGAAGAGACUGACUCAGAUUAUGCAGAUGAUGAAGUUGAGAGGGAUCCACUGGAUGAAGAUGAUGAUGAGUUCAUGAAAAGAGUGAAGAAAACAAAAGCCGAGAAGCUUUCUUUAGUUGAUCACUCAAAGAUCGACUAUGAACCAUUCAAGAAAACUUUUUAUAUUGAAGUGAAAGAGAUCUCAAAGAUGACUCCCGAAGAAGCAGCAGUAUACAGGAAGCAGUUGGAAUUGAAAAUACAUGGAAAGGAUGUGCCAAAGCCUAUUAAAUCAUGGCACCAGACUGGACUUGCUAGCAAAAUUUUGGAGUCAAUAAAGAAGAUGAACUUUGAAAAGCCGAUGCCUAUUCAAGCUCAGGCACUCCCUGUAAUCAUGAGUGGCCGAGAUUGUAUAGGGAUUGCUAAAACUGGGUCGGGCAAAACACUUGCCUUUGUUCUGCCAAUGCUGAGGCAUAUCAAGGAUCAGCCACCAGUUGUUGCCGGAGAUGGACCAAUUGGACUUAUUAUGGCCCCUACAAGGGAACUUGUUCAACAGAUUCACAGUGAUAUAAAAAAAUUUGCUAAGGUACUCGGUCUCAGGUGUGUGCCUGUGUAUGGAGGCUCUGGUGUUGCUCAACAAAUUAGUGAGUUGAAACGUGGUACUGAGAUUGUGGUUUGUACUCCAGGUAGGAUGAUUGACAUACUAUGCACUAGUAGUGGAAAAAUAACUAACUUGCGGAGAGUCACCUAUCUGGUCAUGGAUGAAGCUGAUAGAAUGUUUGACAUGGGCUUUGAACCUCAAAUUACACGAAUUGUUCAGAAUAUUCGGCCAGAUCGGCAAACAGUUCUUUUCUCUGCAACCUUCCCCCGUCAGGUUGAAAUUCUGGCCCGAAAGGUUUUGAAUAAACCUGUUGAAAUACAAGUUGGCGGGAGGAGUGUUGUGAACAAAGACAUAUUACAGCUAGUUGAAGUGAGGCCUGAUAAUGAAAGGUUCCUUAGACUUUUAGAAAUAUUAGGGGAAUGGUACGAGAAAGGAAAGAUUCUGAUAUUUGUUCACUCCCAGGAGAAAUGUGAUAGUUUGUUCAAGGAUCUGCUCAGGCAUGGUUAUCCAUGCCUUUCUCUUCAUGGCGCUAAGGACCAGACAGACAGGGAAUCCACAAUAUCUGAUUUUAAAAGCAAUGUCUGCAAUUUGUUGGUUGCAACAAGUAUUGCUGCCAGAGGAUUGGAUGUUAAGGAACUAGAAUUGGUGAUCAAUUUUGAUGUUCCUAACCACUAUGAAGAUUAUGUACACCGUGUUGGGCGCACUGGACGAGCUGGCCGAAAGGGUUGUGCCAUUACAUUUAUAUCUGAGGAAGAGGCAAGAUAUGCACCUGAUCUGCUGAAAGCCUUGGAACUAUCUGAGCAGACUGUUCCCGAUGAUCUGAAAACUCUUGCUGAUAGCUUUAUGGCAAAAGUGAAUCAAGGACUGGAGCAAGCCCAUGGGACUGGUUAUGGAGGCAGUGGCUUUAAAUUUAAUGAAGAGGAAGAUGAGGUGAGGAGAGCAGCAAAGAAAGCACAAGCCAAGGAAUACGGGUUUGAAGAAGACAAGUCCGAUUCUGAAGAUGAAGAUGAAGGUAUUCGGAAGGCAGGAGGUGAUAUCUCACAGCAUCCUGCUUUUGCUCAGAUUCUUGCUGCCACUAAAGUUAAUGCUCCUGCAUUGCCUACUCCCAUAUCUGCCGCCCAGCUGAUUUCGAAUGGUGGACUACCUUCUUUUCCAUCUGUUCUUGGUCUCCAGACCCCAACAGUCUUGCCUGGGUCAGGGCUACCCCUUGCUGCAAAUGAUGGGGCAGCUCGAGCAGCACUGGCUGCUAUGAACUUGCAUCGCAACAUAGAAAAAAUACAAUCAGAAGCAUUACCAGAGCAUUAUGAGGCUGAGUUGGAAAUAAAUGAUUUCCCCCAGAAUGCUCGCUGGAAAGUUACGCAUAAGGAAACAUUAGGCCCUAUAUCUGAUUGGACUGGAGCCGCCAUUACUACCAGGGGGCAGUUCUUCCCACCUGGCAAAAUCCCAGGACCUGGGGAACGCAAACUCUACUUGUUCAUUGAAGGUCCUACUGAGCAGUCUGUUAAGACAGCUAAAGCACAAUUGAAGCGUGUUUUGGAAGACAUUACAAAUCAGGCUUUGCAACUUCCUGGUGGAAAUCAACCGGGCAAAUACUCUGUUGUGUGA
Messenger RNA from Sphenostylis stenocarpa, 3393 nucleotides. The record is from the annotation of a GenBank genome assembly. NCBI's taxonomy places the organism in Eukaryota, Viridiplantae, Streptophyta, Magnoliopsida, Fabales, Fabaceae.